Molecule: messenger RNA, 789 nt
Organism: Maudiozyma saulgeensis
Lineage: Eukaryota; Fungi; Ascomycota; Saccharomycetes; Saccharomycetales; Saccharomycetaceae
Source: the annotation of a GenBank genome assembly
AUGUCGCAUAAUUGUGAAGACGAAAGUCUAGGGAUUCAUCAUAAUCAUAACCAUAGUCAUCGCGGCCAUGAUCAUGACCAUGAUCAUGAACCACCAGCACCAACAAACUCAGAACAAUCUCUUUACUCAUACAUUGAUAGUACAAAGAUUAAAUUGUUAAAUGGUAUAGUCAUGUCUCAAGGAAGCCAAUCUUCUACGCUUGAUAAGUCCUCUGUGUUUAUAAAAAAUAGGGAUGAUAAAUUUAAAAUUGAUACAUGGUUACAAUCUGACACUGAUUGUCAAAUGGUCAUCCAUAUACCGUUCACUGGGGUUUGUAAAAUUGAUUCAAUUAUUUUAAGAUGUAAUAAACCAAAUUUAUCGGAAGAAUUCGAUGCACCAAAGACAAUUCAAAUAUAUAAAAACUGGAGAAAAAACUCCAAUAUUGAUUUUAAUACAUUGAAUUCAAACCAUAUUAAGACAAAUCAUAAAAUAGAAUAUCCACAAGAUGUUGGAAUUGAUCCAACGACAACUGAAGUAAUAGAUCAAGAUGAAUCUAAUAUGAUUGAAUUUCACAUGCCAAAAUCGAAAUUUAAUGAUUGUCAAUCGAUAACUCUAUUUUUCAAGGAUAAUUGGUCUGACGACGAGGAUAAUUGUUGUAAAUUGUAUUUCCUUGAAAUUAGAGGUAGUUUUACUGGGAAAUUAGCCAAAGAUAAUGCCGUUCCAAUAAUGACUGUGUAUGAAAGUGCACCAAACCUGCUAGAUCAUCAAAGAGUUGAAAGUGAUAAACCAAAUAUUCACCUUGGUAUGUGA